AUGGACACUUCAGCAGGCGAGGAUAAAGCUGAAAGAGGACGAGCACCACACAUCGCUCAGUUGUCAACGGCGUCAGACAUCGAAGUAGCGACUGGAGACAAUAUCCAGGAACUGGAACAUGUUGCAGCCAAACUGCCAGCACGGGUCUGGCUUGCCGCAACGAUUGGAAUGGCGGAGCGGUUUGCAUACUAUGGCACGCAGACUCUCUUCCAGAACUAUCUCCAGAACAGUCCAGACGAUCUUAUACCCGGCGCAAUGGGAUUAGGAAAGUCUCGUGCUACCACUAUCAAUUUGGCUUUUACUGUUGCAGUCAACCUGUUGCCAUUACCAGCGUCAGUCCUGGUUGAUGGACAUCUAGGGAGAUAUAAGGCUUUGCAGAUCUUCACUGGAAUCUAUGCUCUAGGGUCUGCAAUUCUGUUUGGCACCUCAUUCCCCUCAGAGAUGAGGAGUGGUGUUGCUCUUAUAGGCUUCAUUUUGGGAAGUAUUCUAAUCGCAGUGGGACUUGGAGGUGUUCAAGCUUCAGUGCAGCCUUUUAUUGCGGACCAAUAUACAGAGCAAAGCAUGCGGAUAAGGAUCAGGAAGGACGGUAAAGAAGUAGUAGAAAGUCGCGAAGUGACUAUCCAGUAUAUUUACAAUGUAUACUAUUGGAUGGUGAAUAUCGGUUCACUGGGAAGCAUUGCUACCACAUUGAUGGAGAAGUACAUUGGCUUCUGGUCUGCAUAUCUGCUGGAUCUAUGUGCUGUAGUACUUGCAGUUAUAGUUGUCCAUUUGGCGAAACCAAAGUUUGUCCAUCCUGUCACGCAAGGGUCUGUCCUCCCCCGUGCCGCUCGCUGCCUAUGGUAUGCUGCUCAGGGUGGUUUCAACCUGGACGCUGCAAGGCCAGAGUACCAGUUAGAGAACCAUCAGCGAGUAGUGCCAUGGGACAAGGAAUUCAUUUCUGAGCUUCGGGGUGCUCUGUCUGCAUUCAAGAUCUGCAUUGGGUGGCCUAUUUUCUGGGUAUGCAUGGGGCAGGGUGCUCAAGUCUCAAUCUCACAGGCUGGACAAAUGGAAACCCAUGGGAUUCCUAAUGACCUGAUCAAGUCAUCAAAUCCACUUGCCUACGUGAUCAUCGGUGUGCUUGUCCAGAAAAAGCUGUACCCUUUCCUCCAACGACGCAAGAUCUCCUUCAGCCCCAUCAACCGUAUUAGUCUGGGAUUCUUCAUUAUGUCAGUGGCCAUGGCAUAUUCUGCAGUCGUGCAGGUAAUCAUCUAUCGCUCCGGCCCAUGUUACUCCUAUCCACUGUCAUGCCCUGCGUCUUCUGGGGGCCGCACCCCUAACCAUGUGCAUGUCCUGCUUCAGCUGCCGACGUUUAUAAUAAUCGCCCUGGCUGAGGUAUUUUGCUGGCCAACUGGAUCAGAAUACACAUACUCCCAUGCCCCAAAGAGCAUGAAGUCAGUUCUGCAGGCAUGCUACAUCAGUACCGCCGGAGUGGGGUAUCUAUUGGGAAUGGCGUUGUCACCUCUGGCUAAGGAUCCUUUACUUGUGGUGCUCUGGUCCGUGACGGCCGCAAUGAUGUUUGUGACGGCCUGCGCUUUUCGGGUCGCCUUCAGGAACUUUUAG
This is a messenger RNA of Aspergillus lentulus, 1599 nucleotides long. RefSeq names its product putative PTR family peptide transporter. The record is from RefSeq and is a predicted model, not a curated record. Gene Ontology annotation, biological process: oligopeptide transport; transmembrane transport. NCBI's taxonomy places the organism in Eukaryota, Fungi, Ascomycota, Eurotiomycetes, Eurotiales, Aspergillaceae. Gene Ontology annotation, cellular component: membrane. Gene Ontology annotation, molecular function: transmembrane transporter activity.